AUGGAGCGCGGGCUGUCCGGAGAGAGGGGAAUGAGGAGCGGGUCUGCCCGGCACGGGAAAGGGUGGGAAAGGGCUAAAGAGGCAGGAGCUGGAGGGUGCCGGGAGCUGCCCCCGCCCCUCCGCAAAUCCCGCUGCACGGCUCCGGGGCGCCCGCAGCUGCAGCCCGGCUUCCAGCAGCUUUUCAAGGAGAGAGGGAAUAUAAAUAGAGGGGGGAGCUCUGGUGAGGGGAAGCUGCCACCUCCUCGCUUGCUAAAAGCUGUCCCAGGCGGGCGGUACAAAAGCGGCCGAGCCAAGGUGUUACAAACUUCUGCCUCCUCGCUCAGGUUCCUGAGGGGCAUCUCUCAAGGGAACCGCUCAGGUCACUUCAGCGAGCUCGGAGCUGUGAAACCGCCUUUGCCAGGCUCCAUCCCGCAGCUGCUGACAUCGUUACGUGCACAUUUCCAUCUUUUGUGCCUUGCAAACUGCCGGGACCUCAGCCCGCUCCUGAGGAAGGGGCUCAGCGCAGCAGGGGCAGCGGGGAGCCCGGCCACGAGCCUCUGCGGGACUUUGCUUUCAGCUCUACUUGCAGCACAUGAGCCUGAAGAAGAGUUGGCUGGUGGUGACAAAAGGGAAAACGAGGACAGUUCUGAAGGAGCUGAAGACAAAUCUGAUUCCAGCAUGGAAAGCUUGGAACACAAUUUGGAUGACAUUACAAAUACACAGGCUAUGAAGUACACAGAUAGACUUCGCAUAUUUGCCUUACAGAGGAACAUAAAAGAGCUCAAUGACAUAGCUAAAGAAAAGGAACUUGAGGCCCAAAAGGCCAGAGACCAGCAGAGUAGGUGUCGGCUGCGGAUCAAGAGGCUCACAAAGCAGCUGGAGUGUGUAGACAUUGAAAUAGAGACAGAGGAGGAGGCUGGCAAUGUCCCAGCCGUGUCCCGCCUUCGGGCAAUGCGCAGACGGCUGCAGGCUGAGCUGGAGAGGGAGAAGGAUUUUGAGUUGAAAAUUGCUUUGACACUAAAAGAAAACAUGCUUGAGAUGUGGCACAUAGAAACUGAGCAGGGAAAAUGUGAAAUCCUCCAUGAACAAAUGAAGAAAGAUGAGGAGGAGCUAGAGAUGCAAUACCAAGAACGAGCCAAGGUGAGGAUUUGGAAUGAGAAAACAGCAGCACUGCAGGCAGAGAAGAAACAGCGGUCUAGAGCAAAAAAAGAAGAGGAGGCCCAGAAAGAAUAUGAAAAAAGGCUUAAAAAAAUCCGUGAAGAUGCCGAAAGGAACCAUGAAAAAGCACUCUGCUUCCUGAGAAAAAGCAUGGCAAGAGUUCAUGAAAAAAAUGCAAAGGAAGAAGUGAAAACUCAGGAGCAUAUGGAGAGAAGGAUCCAAGCUGUGCUUUCCCUGAAAAACAGCAUCACUUCCAACAGGGAAAAACUCCAAGCUUCCCAGGCUUCGAACAAAGCAAUGGCCUUGGAGGCAAAGAAGCAGGAGAUGAAAAGGAGGGAAGAAAUCCUGGCAGAGGGAGGCAAUGUUGCCAAGGAAAUGAUUCUCCGUGAAAGACUGCUAGAGCAUGAAAAAGAGCAACAAGCUUCUAGAGAACAGCAAAAAUCAAGAAAACUUGAGAUUGUGUCUCGAAUUUUGCAAGAAAAAGCUUCUAUUCGAAAGCAGAAAAAAAGUCAGUCCUGUGCUAAGGAAAUGAAAGGUGGAUGCAAACGGGAGCGUUCUGUCCUGUGGAGAAUGAGAACGUGGCAGUAUCUUGAGAAGAUCUGCUCACCUCCAGCUGGAGCAGCAUCACAGGUUCUUUCACAAAAGUCUUGGCGCUCCCCAUCAGCUUGUUCCUCAGCUGCAGGAGAGAGUUCUGACCCAAUAGCCCACUACCUGCUCCGUGCCAGUGGUGAAGAUGAGAAAGACAGGGACAAGGUCCUGGUAGAACCAGAGUUCCCAGGACUUUGGAGUCAGGAAUUUGACUUGCAAAAGGUAUCCAAAGAAGAAAUGGAUGCAAAGCAGCUGGCUGCAAGGGGAGUGAAAAAUGAAAGUUAUGAGAAAAAAAUGGAGGAUUUCCAAGCUAGAACUUUUCACAAGCAAAGAGUGUCUGGUCGUGAAUGUAAGGGAGGUUCUUUCUAUAGCAAACCAAGCUGCAUUCAUUUCAAGGAUUUUGAUGUUGGUCAAAUCUACAAAAAGAAGAUCACUUUGAUAAAUGCAUCCUACAGUGUUAAUUACUGCAGACUGGUGGGAAUCAGUGAAUGGCUCAAGGACUUCAUCAGUAUUCAUUUUGACCCACCUGGCAAAAUGUCUUCUGGAAUGUCCUGUGAAGUGGUGGUAACAUUUAAGCCAACGAUAAAUGAGACUCUGGAAGGAGAAGUCAUGUUUAUGGCACAGACAGGUCCUUUUUCUGUUCUACUGAAAUGCACAGCCAAGAGAUGCAUUCUGGCACUAGAUAAAGAGCUCAUUGACUUCGGCAGCCAUGUGGUGGGAGAGACAAUUUCACAGACCAUCACCCUGACAAACAGUGGAGCUCUGGGAACAAGAUUCAAGGUUCAGACAUCAGCAGGUGACAGCAGCACAUGCAGAGCAACAGCAAAACCUUCUCCUGGAGGAAUGGUUACUCAAUAUUUCAGUGCCUGUGUCCCUGAAAAGCAAAUCAGCAGUAGUUCUGUGACCUCUGUACUUGAAAAGAAGGAGCAAAUUUGUCCUGAGCAUGAUGAGGGACUGAGCUCCUGUGCAGCCCAGGUGGAGCAGCAGAGGAGCCUGCCAAGCCUGGGCAGCGGCUCCACAGAACAACUUGGUCAAGAUGUAUUAAAUUCCAGAUCAGAUCUAAACACAGACAAUGCACAUCAUUUAGUGGAACUUUCUCCUGAAAAAACACCAGUUGAAAUUAUGCUUGGAAAGGUUACUGAAGGUGAAAUUGGGCCCUUCAGCUCAGUCAAGCUUCAGGUGAUGUUUGUCCCAGCUGUCCCUGGGGAAGUGCGAGCAGAGUUUGUGAUCGUGUUUGACAACUCAGACUGCAAACCACUGUGCUUUGGUGCCAUUGGAGUUUCAGCUGAUGUGCCCAUUUGGGUGACCAAUCCCAAUGUGGAUUUGAAGAUUUGUAUGUAUGACAGGCUUUACCAGGAUUCUGUUGUCAUACAGAGCAGAGCUAAAACCACGCAGUGUUUGAAGUUUGAAGUCUGCAAAGAACUGAGUAAGCACAUGGAGCUGCUUCCAAAAACCAGCUACAUUCAAGCCCAGUCGUCCUUCAGUGUGCAGCUGAGGUUCUUGCCAAGGCACUCUCUUCCUGAGGAUGCAGGGAGUUAUUUUGAUGAAGAGACAGGAGUUCUGGAAGUUCCAGUGACAAUACUGAUUGUGGAUAAGGGUAAAAAAGUGAAUUUUACUGUCCAUGCAAUUGUUACAACUUCUGAUUUGGAAAUCAGUCCAGCACAAAUUGAUUUUGGAUACUGCACAAUCUAUGAAGCUGUGCAGGCAAAUGUCACCCUAACAAAUAAAUCCAUCUUGCCACAAGAGUUUGGAUUUGUGGGACUGCCAGAGUUUGUUGAAAUUCAGCCCAAUGAUGGACUUGGAAUUCUUCUUCCCCUUGAAAGCCUGACAUUGGACAUAAUCUUUAAAGCUAACAAGGCAAAAGAGUACAGCUUUGAACUAACCUGCAAGUCAGAGAUUAAUAGACAAUUCAAGCUGUCAUGCAAAGCAGUUGGAGUCCACCCACCUCUUGAGUUGUCUCAUUCCUUGGUUCAGUUUGCUGCAACAGCUCUAAACAGUGUCUCUACAGCAACACUGUAUGUGAUGAAUUCCCAUGUCAGUGCCAACCCCUUCACUCACGCUGUCCCAAGAAUUGGCCAUGGGGAAAUUGCCCCUGUUGGACCUACUUCCUUUGAGUUCUGUGUGCCAGGAGACUGUCCAGUGACAAUUACACCUUCUGUUGGAACUGUGUUGCCUGGGAAGAAAAGCUUGAUUCAAGUGUCCUUCAGACCAGCCUUGCCAGAUCAGCUCAUCAGAGAAGAGGCAGCUCGAAGGCUUGGCAGAGCAGCUGCAGCAGGGGCAGAAACACAAAAAAGCAAGGAAGAUGAAAAGAGAGAGGGGGAUAAACCACAUGUUUCCAUGAGCAGACAGCAGCCUUCCAGAGAGCUGGGAAGCGAUGGAGGCAGCGAACACCCAACUGCUCUAGAUAGUUCUGAACAACCAGAAUCCGAAGAGUUAAAGCCUGAUUCUGAUGCUUAUCUGGCAGCCCAGGCUUUCCUGAUCAGGAGUUUCAGAGGGAGGUUUGAAAAAUACAUCAUACCAGGCUUUGUUGCAAGUGGCCACACAGAUGAAAAGAAAGGCUCUGGAGAGCUAAAGUGCAGCCCUCACAAUACCUUGUAUUUGGAGUUGCACUGUCCAGCUGUAGCACCAGCCGUUGUGGUCACUUCAGAUAAUGGAAAAAACUCAGUGAAUUUUGGGGAUGUUGCUGUAGGCCAUAGAAUGAUGAAGGAAAUUACAGUACAAAACAUCUCCCCAGAGAAGGUGGAUCUCAGAUUUUCAGUUCUGAAUCCCAAUGGUCCCUUUCUGUUGGUCAGAGCAGUUAGAAAUCUUGAGCCAGGUGAAGAGAAAACCCUCAUCAUCUCUUUUUGUCCAAAUGGGAAUAAAUGGUGCUUUGAAAUGCUGGACAUCCAGACAGCAAAGUCCAACCUAACCCUCAGUCUCACGGGUCAAGGGGUGAUACCAUCCAUUGUUUGCUCUGUGGGAGAAGUACUGGAUAUGGGAUAUGUCAUAGCCAGAGACAAAGUGACGUCCACAUUCAAGGUAGAGAACACUUCCACCCUGACCCUGCGAUACUCCAUCCAACUGGAUUCACUUUCACCAACAAGGCACAAAGAUCAGCAGAAAAUUCCAUCCUUUAUCAUGUCCUCUUUGCAAAGAACUGAGCUUGUUGGAACACAGAACUAUAGCGGCUUAAGUGUGUUCAGUGUCUUUCCAACAGAAGGAGAAAUUUUUGCUGGGAAGAGUGAGGAUUUUACUGUUACUUUCAGUCCUGAUCAUGAAAGUCUCUACUAUUCUGACCAUCUCAAGAUGGUGCUUUUUGGCAAGGAACUAGCCCAUGUGAUCCAGCUAAAGGGAGCAGCAAGAGAUCACCCAAUGUUUGUGGAAGGGGGAAUUCCACUGGAUGUGCCCAUCGAGUCCCUGGCUGUAAUAUCCCCUGUGCCAUUGCAGGGAGCAGAGAAAGAAGAGCUACAAGAACCACCAGCAAAGUCCAUUCUCCUGGUUCUGGAGUACAUGGACAGAGAGGAUUCCCCAGUGCCAGCAGUGACAGAACUGAAAGUUGGAGCUAUACAGACAACUCAGUUUGCAUCUAAGAAGAGCACGGAGUUCAGUUUUGACGGCCUGGCCCUCCUGAAUCAAAAGGGAUUUUCUGUGGAACCCGCGAAGGGAACGGUUGAGCCUGGUCAAGUCAAGAUCCUCGAUGUUUCUUGGGUGCCACCUGCUGACUCUGCCGUAAGUGACAGCGCGGCUGCUUCCCCCGACUUCAGGAGCAGCACAAAAGCAGAUCUUGAAGAUGUCAGCAUUUCAUUUCUCCUUCAAAAUCCUCUGACACUGCAGCGGCACAGGGUGCGUGUUCCACUCCCAGCACGCCUGGCAGACUAUCUUCUCUUAAGAGCAGCAGCGACAAACCGCUCCAGGCGACUCGGAGAGCGGGAUUCUCUCCACGCUGACUCCCCAUCACCCCCGGGCUGGCUCCUGGCCCCUGCCAGCGGCUGGGGCGCGGGGCACUGCGGUUUCCGUGAGGGGCUGUUCCGCCUGGCCCCUCUGUGGGCGGCUUCUCUGCCCGAUGGGGCCGGGGGGGCCCUGCCCGGAGUUCGCCCCCGCCGGGACGCGCUGGGCGAUGGCUCCGCUCGGUCACGGCACCCGCGUGAUAACCGGGGGUUAUUUAUUGAGCUGCCCCGUUGGAGGCGGCCCCAGGCUCCCCCGGCUCGGGCAUCGCUCUGCUCUUCUGAGAAUAACUGCAAGAGCUCUGAUCAGUGA
Messenger RNA from Chaetura pelagica (chimney swift), 5961 nucleotides. RefSeq names its product cilia and flagella associated protein 74 (gene CFAP74). The transcript has 39 exons. Lineage: Eukaryota; Metazoa; Chordata; Aves; Apodiformes; Apodidae. The record is from RefSeq and is a predicted model, not a curated record. The coding region runs from base 1 to 5961 and encodes 1986 amino acids.